Messenger RNA from Rhodamnia argentea, 1962 nucleotides. RefSeq names its product glutathione reductase, chloroplastic. The coding region runs from base 182 to 1666 and encodes 494 amino acids. The transcript is spliced from 17 exons. Gene Ontology annotation, biological process: glutathione metabolic process; cellular response to oxidative stress; cell redox homeostasis. Gene Ontology annotation, cellular component: mitochondrion; cytosol. Gene Ontology annotation, molecular function: flavin adenine dinucleotide binding; glutathione-disulfide reductase (NADPH) activity; NADP binding. The record is from RefSeq and is a predicted model, not a curated record. NCBI's taxonomy places the organism in Eukaryota, Viridiplantae, Streptophyta, Magnoliopsida, Myrtales, Myrtaceae.
CCACCUUGGCUUUGAGUCCCCGCCGGUUCAUCAACACCACGCCGACGCCAUCGUCAGUCGGUCAUUUUCUACGCCGCUUCGUGGCCUUUUCCUCAGCAUCUUCUCUCUCUCGAUCGCAAAACCCUAACGCUUUCUCUCUGCAACAAGCUGCUUCCCCGAGUUUGUGAUUAUACAGUAAGAUAUGGCAAGGAAGAUGCUUGUUGAUGGGGAGCUAGGCAAACCAGAUGGAGCCGACGCGCAUUACGAUUUUGAUCUCUUUGUGAUCGGUGCGGGGAGUGGCGGUGUCCGUGCUGCCCGGUUUUCUGCUAAUUAUGGAGCUAAGGUUGGAAUCUGUGAACUUCCCUUUCAUCCAAUAAGCUCGGAAGUAAUUGGAGGAGUUGGUGGAACCUGUGUGAUUCGUGGUUGUGUUCCCAAGAAGAUAUUGGUAUAUGGAGCAGCUUUUGGGGGUGAAUUGGAGGAUGCAAGGAAUUAUGGAUGGGAGUUGAAUGAGAAAGUUGACUUUAACUGGAAAAAACUUCUGCACAAGAAGACAGAGGAAAUCACCAGAUUAAAUGGAAUUUACAAGCGAUUGUUGUCAAAUGCUGGUGUCAAAUUAUUUGAAGGAGAAGGAAAGCUAGUUGGUCCCAAUGAAGUUGAGGUGACACAGCUAGAUGGAACGAAGUUGUGCUACUCUGCUAGGCACAUACUUAUUGCGACUGGAAGCAGAGCUCAACGUCCUAAUAUCCCAGGGCAGGAGUUUGGUAUAACCUCUGAUGAAGCAUUGAGUUUGGAGGACUUACCGAAGCGUGCUGUGGUGCUUGGAGGAGGGUACAUUGCAGUAGAAUUUGCUUCAAUAUGGCGUGGGUUUGGUGCCAAUGUGGAUCUGUUUUUCAGAAAGGAGCUCCCACUGAGGGGUUUUGACAACGAAAUGAGAGCAGUUGUUGCAAGAAAUCUUGAAGGCAGGGGAAUUAAUUUGCAUCCGAGGACAAACUUGACAGAGUUGAUUAAAACGGAGGAUGGCAUAAAAGUAGUCACAGACCACGGGGAAGAGUUGCAUGCCGAUCUUGUACUCUUUGCCACCGGUCGAAUUCCCAAUACAAAGAGGUUGAAUUUGACUUCUGUGGGCGUUGAAACUGAUACAGUGGGUGCUGUGAAGGUGGAUGAGUACUCACGCACAAAUGUUCCUAGCAUAUGGGCCGUUGGUGAUGUUACCAAUCGGAUUAAUCUCACCCCUGUUGCUCUGAUGGAGGGAACGUGCUUCGCUAAAACUGUUUUUGGUGGGGAGCCUACCAAACCAGACUACAGCAAUGUACCUUGCGCAGUGUUCAGCAUACCCCCUCUAUCUGUGGUUGGACUGAGUGAAGACGAGGCAAUAGAGCAAGCUAAUGGAGAAGUUUUGGUUUUCACAUCUACAUUCAACCCCAUGAAGAACACAGUCUCUGGGCGGCAAGAAAAAUCAGUCAUGAAACUGAUUGUUGAUGCAGAGACAGAUAAAGUUCUUGGCGCUUCCAUGAGUGGGCCAGAUGCACCUGAAAUUAUGCAGGGCAUUGCGGUCGCUCUGAAGUGUGGUGCAACGAAGGCCCAAUUCGACAGCACGGUGGGAAUCCAUCCUUCUGCUGCGGAGGAAUUUGUAACCAUGAGGACGGUCACGAGACAGCUUAGUGCCAAGCCUAAGACCAAUCUGUAAAGGUGCUCUUACAAAGCAAUACCGGUUAAAAAUAGUUCGUUGGCACACCAGUCAUUGUGUGCACGGUGACUUGUGAUGUAGGGAUGAGCUCUAUAUUUUUUUCCAUCCAAUAAAAGCUUCUCUGGAUUUCAGUCUUUCUUUAGGGUCAUGAAUUAUUUAUGUACCAACAACGUACGUGUUUGCCAAAAGUUAAGACGACAUUUUAAAGUCCGAAUGACUGCUUUAUUCUUAUUUGAGGUAUUACAUAAGCCAUUUCAUUUGAUUGAACUCUGCGGCCAUCAGCCUUUUCUCAAGCA